This is a messenger RNA of Cherax quadricarinatus, 326 nucleotides long. NCBI's taxonomy places the organism in Eukaryota, Metazoa, Arthropoda, Malacostraca, Decapoda, Parastacidae. The record is from RefSeq and is a predicted model, not a curated record.
AAGAUCUGCAACAAAACAUAAUUAUUGUAACAUAAAUAAUUAUCAUAAUAAAUAAUUUUCAUAACAUGGAGCGCUGCAAGUGGCAGCACUCCAUGUUGCCUUCACCUGAGUCUUCAGCGCCAACUUCAUGGGCUUAUAUUUCGGUUAUUUUCAUCAUGAGACUGACACCAGUAUCACUGGCCUCCGUGUAUUACAUCAACAAUGUCCGACCAAAGAAUGGACGAAGACCCACUCGUCGCCCCUUCCCAUUUACCAAUGAACUUCCAAUCUUCCUGAGAGAUCAUGUGUCUGGGAAGAAUGAUAAACAGCAGAGGUCCAUGCCAUAG